GAGGCCAGCAUUUAGUCAUUCUGCAUGAAAGCUGCAUGCUCACUGCUCCGCUCAACUUCUCUCCAACUUUUGGACCUCUGGACUAUCUGUAGAUGUUUUCCCCUUUUUUUUGAAUGUUCCCUACUUGGCAGAGGAUCAUUUGAUUUACCCUGUUUAUUCGGAUACAGUUAUUUAACACGCAAAAAAGGACAAUGCCUCGGUCUUUCCUGGUUAAAAAGUACUUUGCCAAACAAAAGCCAAACUACAGUGAACUGGAAUAUCAAAACGAUACGUCACUGGACAGAUAUCCUCUUGCUGAGCUCUCGUCAGGAAACAACACCUGCUUGACAGCCGGCCUGGUGUGGGACCUCAGAGUCCUUCCUGCCCUCUACUUACCCGCCUCCCAAACAGAGCCCUCCGCCACCCCGGGCCCUUUGGACCUCAGCUCCCCGUCCAGCCUCAGCAGCAAUGCCAGCAGUAGCGGCGAGGAAGACGAAGGCCGCACUUCAGACCCCCCCAGCCCGGAACCGGUCUAUGCCCCUCGCCAGCGGAUGAAAUGCACCGGCGUUAUAGCCCACGUCAGUCCUCCGGAGGAAGAGGAGGCCCCCGUUACGGCGACCAGGCCUGCCUUUCUCUGCAAACACUGCCCUAAAGAGUACACCAGCCUGGGGGCUCUAAAGAUGCACAUCCGCUCACACACCCUGCCUUGUGUGUGCACCACAUGUGGAAAGGCGUUCUCCAGGCCAUGGCUGCUGCGCGGCCACAUCCGCACGCACACAGGCGAGCGUCCGUUCUCCUGCCCUCACUGCAACCGAGCUUUCGCCGACCGCUCCAAUCUGCGAGCUCACCUGCAGACCCACGCCGAAGUGAAGAAGUACCAGUGCGGCGUCUGCUCUCGCACCUUCAGCCGCAUGUCGUUGCUGCAGAAACACAGCUCCUCAGGGUGCUGCUCCGCCUCAGUGUGAGGGCGCCCCCCGGUCGGGGGCGAGGGGGGGGGGGGUCAGAUAUGGCGGGACAAAAGUCCCCCCCCCCCCAAGCUCAGGAUAGUGGACACGGCGACAGGGACUCAUCAUCCGCAACAGCUUUAAUCGGAAGGAACUAGUCCUCGUUGUGGAUGUGAAUCGUACAAUCUUGAAGCUGUUGGACCAAAAAGCUGACGCUCUACUUGAUAUCGGCCCCCUUUGUUGCCAAUGUGUGCAUUCCAAAGACCAAAUAUGUACUGAACUCAUUGGGGGUAAGAGGUGUUCUUUCCUGUCUCCGUCCUGGUGCCGGACAGCUCAGGAUCACAGCCCAGACACAGCUGCUGAGAGGUAGGGGUGCGUGGGUGGUAUAAACCUCUCAGUGUGCCUCCAAACACACACACACACACACACACACACACACACACACACACACACACACACACACACACACACACACACACACACACACACACACACA
This is a messenger RNA of Entelurus aequoreus (snake pipefish), 1419 nucleotides long. It is a transcript of the gene snai1a, whose product is annotated as snail family zinc finger 1a. Gene Ontology annotation, molecular function: DNA-binding transcription factor activity, RNA polymerase II-specific; RNA polymerase II cis-regulatory region sequence-specific DNA binding. The record is from RefSeq and is a predicted model, not a curated record. Bases 192 to 944 code for a protein of 250 amino acids. The transcript has 3 exons. Gene Ontology annotation, biological process: regulation of DNA-templated transcription. Lineage: Eukaryota; Metazoa; Chordata; Actinopteri; Syngnathiformes; Syngnathidae.